AUGUCGGCCUACGACCAUUCUCGCGUCCAGCAGUUCAUAGGUGGUAACUCGCUGGAGGCAGCACCGCCCAGCAGCGUUCAUGAUUUUGUAAAGGCGAAUGGCGGUCACACCGUCAUCACGAAAGUUCUUAUUGCAAAUAACGGUAUUGCCGCCGUUAAGGAAAUCAGAUCCAUCCGUCAAUGGAGUUACGAGACAUUCGGUCGUGAAAGAGAGGUCGAGUUCACCGUAAUGGCGACCCCAGAGGACUUGAAAGUCAACGCAGAAUAUAUCAGGAUGGCGGACCGUUAUAUUGAGGUCCCCGGUGGGAGUAACAAUAACAAUUACGCCAACGUUGACCUCAUUGUCGAUGUCGCUGAGCGUGCUGGCGUCCACGCCGUAUGGGCGGGAUGGGGCCAUGCCUCAGAAAAUCCCCGCCUGCCUGAGAGUUUGGCGGCCAGUAAGCACAAAAUAGUCUUUAUUGGACCACCAGGAAGUGCAAUGAGAAGUUUGGGUGACAAAAUUUCUUCCACCAUUGUUGCCCAAAGCGCCAAUGUCCCCACCAUGCCAUGGUCCGGCACUGGCAUUACGGAUACUGUUCUCUCAGAGGCCGGCUACGUUACAGUUCCCGACAGGGCAUACGCCGAUGCUUGUGUGACUUCCGUCGAAGAAGGUUUGAAGAAAGCCGAGCAGAUUGGGUGGCCUGUCAUGAUUAAGGCCAGUGAAGGGGGUGGAGGAAAAGGUAUCCGUAAGGUUGAGGCACCAGAAGCGUUCAAAAACGCAUACCACGCUGUAGCUGGAGAGAUUCCUGGCUCCCCCAUAUUCAUCAUGAAACUUGCUGGUCAGGCUCGCCAUUUAGAGGUGCAACUUCUUGCCGAUCAGUAUGGCGAUGCUAUAUCGCUUUUCGGUCGUGACUGCUCUGUUCAACGUCGCCACCAGAAGAUCAUUGAAGAAGCACCAGUCACUAUUGCAAAGGAAGAGACUUUCGAACAAAUGGAACGUGCAGCCGUUCGCCUGUCGAAACUUGUCGGUUAUGUUAGUGCUGGUACUGUGGAAUAUCUUUAUAGCCAUUCGGAAGAUUACUUCUACUUCUUGGAGUUGAAUCCCCGUCUUCAAGUCGAGCAUCCUACCACCGAGAUGGUUACCGGCGUCAACCUUCCAGCCGCACAGCUCCAAAUCGCUAUGGGUAUCCCUCUCCAUCGCAUUCGUGAUAUUCGACAGCUUUACGGAGUUGCGCCCAACGGUACCUCAGAAAUCGACUUCGACAUGACCAACCCUGAUUCUAGCAAGUUGCAGCGCAAGCCUCGCCCUAAGGGUCACGUCGUCGCUGUUCGCAUCACCGCCGAGAACCCUGAUGCGGGUUUUAAACCCUCGUCGGGCUCCAUCCAGGAACUUAAUUUCCGUUCCAGCACUAAUGUGUGGGGUUACUUCUCUGUCAGCACCGCCGGUGGUCUGCACGAAUUCGCCGAUUCCCAGUUUGGUCACAUCUUUGCGUACGGUGAAGACCGUGGGGAGAGUCGUAAGAAUAUGAUCGUCGCCUUGAAAGAGCUUAGCAUUAGGGGAGACUUCCGCACGACAGUCGAAUAUCUCAUCAAACUCCUGGAACUUGAAGCUUUCAAGGAGAACACCAUCACCACUGGAUGGCUCGACUCUCUUAUCAGCAACAAACUCACCGCCGAGCGUCCUGAUGCGACUCUUGCCGUAGUGUGUGGAGCCGUCACCAAGGCUUACCUUGCUUCCGAGGCUUGUUGGACUGAGUACAAGCGCAUUCUUGAUAAGGGUCAAGUGCCCGGUCGCGAUGUCCUCCGUACAGUCUUCGGCAUUGACUUUAUCUAUGAAAACACUCGUUACUCCUUCACUGCGGCCCGAUCAUCGUCGACAGUCUGGACCUUGUAUUUAAAUGGCGGACGUACCAUGGUUGGUGCCCGUGCUUUGGCGGAUGGUGGAUUGUUGGUGCUAUUGGAUGGCAAGAGCCAUUCUAUAUACUGGCGAGAGGAAGUAGGCGCUCUCCGAUUGAUGGUCGAUGCCAAAACGUGCUUGAUUGAACAAGAAAACGAUCCCACUCAGCUAAGAAGUCCCAGUCCCGGAAAGCUCAUCAGAUACUUCCUCGACAGUGGUGACCAUGUCAAAGCUGGUGACCAGUACGCUGAGAUUGAGGUCAUGAAAAUGUAUAUGCCUCUGGUCGCUACUGAAGACGGUAUUAUUCAGCUGAUCAAGCAGCCUGGAGUCAGUCUGGAACCUGGUGACAUCCUUGGUGUUCUUACCCUUGAUGACCCCGCUCGGGUGAAGCACGCUAAACCUUUUGAAGGCCUUCUCCCACCAAUGGGUUCUCCGGGUGUUGUUGGGAACAAACCUCAUCAACGUCUGGCUCGCUGCCUCGGCGUUUUGAACGACAUUUUGGACGGAUUUGAUAAUCAGUCGGUCAUGAAUUCUACCUUCAAGGAAUUCAUAGAGGUUUUGCACGAUUCUCAGCUUCCUUACUCUGAGAUCAAUGCCAUCCUUUCGUCGCUCUCUGGGAGAAUUCCUCAGAAAUUGGAGGACAAUAUCCGUGCUGCCAUCGAGGCUGCUAAAGCCAAGGGACCAAACACAGAAUUCCCCGCCGUUCGCGUCAAAAAGCUCAUUGACCACUACAUCCAAGAUUCGAUACUUCCUCAAGACCGCGCAAUGUUCCGUUCCAAGAUUGUUCCCCUGUGUGACGUUGUUGAACGUUUCAGUGGAGGGUUGAAGAAUUACAUCACGGAAACUAUCGCCACAUUGUUGUCGCGCUACGAAGCCACUGAAAAGCUCUUCGGUGGGAGCAUUGAGGCUCGUGUACUUGCACUCCGUGAUCAAUACAAAGAUAACCUCGAUACCGCUGUAAGCCUGGUCCUUAGCCACAUCAAGGUCCAAGGCAAGGCCAAACUUGUCCUUGCUAUUUUGGACUAUGUCAAGAGCAGCAACAUCACGGUUUCUAAUCCAGAGAGCCGACUUUUCAAGGUGCUACAAGACCUUGCUUCCCUCGAGGCUAAGUCGUCUACCUCGGUGUCAUUGAAAGCCCGCGAAGUCCUCAUUCUUGGCCAGAUGCCUUCCUAUGAGGAACGUUUGGUUCAAAUGGAAUCGGUCCUUAAGAAUUCAGUGACCAACAAUUACUACGGUGAAUCAGGCCAAGCACCGAGGACCCCCUCGGCCGAAGUUCUCAGGGAACUUACAGAUUCACGAUAUGUUGUCUACGACGUCUUGCCGGCCUUUUUCAACCACGAUGAUCCAAUGGUUCGACUUGCUGCCUACGAGGUGUAUAUUAGGCGCGCCUAUAAAGCAUAUAAUUUGCUUUCCAUUGAUUACGAAGAAGGCGACACCCUUGAUGAUGGAGAAGUCCCCACUGUUGUAACGUGGCGUUUCAACCUAGGCCAGUCGCACUCUCCUCCCGAUACUCCACGCAUUGCUUUUGGAGGACCUCCCCUCCGCUCGGCGUCUGUCAGUGAUCUUACCUAUAUGAUAAACCGACACCAGUCUCAGCCCGUUCGCACUGGAACUAUCGCUUCGUUCCCCAACGUCAAAGCCAUGGCAAAAGGCUUCGUUAAAGUUGUCUCAAUGCUCCCCGCAUUCGAUGGUCAAGAAUUCUCCGAGCGAUACGGCCCUAACAGUCAAGCACCAAAUGUUGUCAAUAUUGCUCUUCGUAUUUUCCGUGACGAGGAUGAUAUGCCUGAGAACGAGUGGAACAAAGUUGUGAUUGACUUCGUCAAUAACCAUCAGGAGAUCCUAGCCCACCGCGGUGUUCGACGCAUGUCAAUUCUUUUGUGCCGUCGCGGACAAUAUCCUGUCUAUUUUACUUUGCGUGAUUUCGAUGGUGUUUGGAAGGAAGAGGAAGCUAUUCGUAACAUCGAACCUGCUUUGGCUUUCCAGCUUGAGCUGAGCCGCCUUUCCAACUACAACUUGACUCCAUGCUUCGUCGAGGCGAAGCAGAUCCACAUCUACCAUGCCAUUGCUCGCGAAAAUCAGCUUGAUAACCGAUUCUUCAUCCGCGCGCUCGUUAGACCCGGUCGUCUACGUGGCUCGAUGACUACAGCUGAAUAUCUUAUCUCGGAAACUGACCGACUGGUAACAAGCAUCCUUGACGCUCUCGAAAUCGUCAGUGCAGAGCACAGAAAUGCUGAUUGUAACCAUAUCUUCAUGAACUUCGUAUACAACCUAGCUGUCGAAUACGAGGACGUUCUGGCCGCUAUAUCCGGGUUUAUCGAACGUCACGGUAAACGUUUGUGGCGCCUCCACGUUACUGGCUCUGAAAUUCGUAUCGCCUUGGAGGAUAGUGAUGGCAAUGUUACUCCGAUCCGAUGCAUUAUUGAGAAUGUCUCUGGUUUCGUCGUAAACUUCCGUGGAUACCAAGAAAUCACCACGGAUAAGGGCACCACCAUCCUCAAGUCCAUCGGUGAAAAGGGUCCUUUGCACCUUCAACCAGUUCAUCAAGCGUAUCCUACCAAGGAGUCUCUUCAACCCAAGCGUUACCAGGCUCAUCUUAUUGGCACAACUUAUGUGUAUGAUUUCCCUGAUCUUUUCUCCAAAGCUCUCCACAACGUUUGGAACAAGGCCCGUAAGACAGACCCCUCUUUGGUUCUUCCCAAAGUCUUCCUGGAGUCAAGGGAACUCGUUUUGGACGAGCACGACAAACUUGCUCUUGUCGACAGGGCACCAGGCAAUAACACUUGUGGAAUGGUUGGGUGGGUUUUCACCUUGAGGACACCGGAGUUCCCUCAAGGACGCAAAGCUGUCGUCGUUGCCAACGACAUCACCUAUAAGAUUGGUUCCUUCGGUCCAUCUGAAGAUCAAUUCUUUUAUCUUGUCACUCAGUACGCUCGUGAUUUGGGCUUGCCUCGCAUUUACUUGUCGGCCAACUCGGGUGCUCGAAUUGGUUUGGCAGAAGAAGCUCUGCCUUUAUUCUCUGCCGCUUGGAACGACCCUGCCCGUCCUGAAAAGGGUGUCAACUACCUCUAUCUCACUCCUGAAAAUUAUCUUAAACUCAAGGAGAAAGGACCGGACUCUGUCAGGGCAGUGGAGAUUGAAGAGGACGGUGAACGCCGUUUCAAGAUUACGGAUGUCAUUGGCCUUCAAGAUGGCCUUGGUGUUGAAUGUUUGAAAGGUUCUGGUCUCAUUGCCGGGGAAACUUCUAGGGCGUAUGAAGAUAUUUUCACCAUCACGUUGGUGACCGCCCGUUCAGUUGGUAUUGGGGCUUAUCUCGUUCGUCUGGGAGAACGUGCAGUCCAGGUCGAGGGUCAACCUAUCAUUUUGACUGGGGCUCCUGCUUUGAACAAGGUUCUUGGUAGAGAGGUCUAUACCUCUAAUCUCCAACUGGGAGGUACCCAGAUCAUGUUCAAGAACGGUGUGUCUCACUUGACAGCCAGCAGCGAUUUACAGGGCGCCAGCCACAUCUUAGAAUGGCUCUCCUACGUCCCCGAAAUCAAAAAUGGUCCUCUCCCCAUUCGCAUGUCACCUGAUACUUGGGAUCGAGACAUCGACUACACUCCCCCUAAAGGAGCCUAUGACCCACGUUGGUUUAUCGAAGGCAAAGUUGACGAGACUUCGUCGGAGUAUCUCAGCGGCUUCUUCGACAAGGACUCGUUCCAAGAGACACUCAGCGGAUGGGCGCAAACAGUUGUCGUUGGACGUGCUCGCCUUGGCGGAAUCCCCAUGGGUGUCAUUGCUGUCGAAACCCGCACCAUCGAACGUGUCGUCCCUGCCGAUCCCGCUAAUCCCUCUUCAUUCGAGCAGCGUAUCAUGGAAGCUGGCCAAGUGUGGUACCCCAACUCUGCCUACAAGACUGCUCAAGCUAUUUUCGAUUUCAACAGGGAGGGUCUGCCAUUGAUUAUCUUCGCCAACUGGCGUGGAUUCUCUGGUGGACAACAAGACAUGUACGACGAGAUCUUGAAGCAGGGCUCGAAGAUUGUCGAUGGACUUUCAAGCUACAAGCAACCUGUCUUCGUGUACAUUGUCCCGAAUGGUGAACUUCGCGGAGGUGCCUGGGUUGUCCUUGACCCAUCCAUCAAUUCUGAGCAGAUGGAAAUGUAUGCCGAUGUCGAAGCUCGUGCCGGUGUCCUCGAACCUGAAGGUAUCGUUGAGAUUAAGAUGCGCCGUGACAAGAUUUUGUCCCUCAUGGAAAGGCUGGAUUCUACAUAUGCCUCCUUGAAGCGCGAUAGUAAGGAUGCCUCGAAAUCCCCUGAACAACGUGCCGCCGCAUCUGCCGCCCUCACUGAACGGGAGACCCUACUCCAACCGACGUACAAGCAGAUCGCGUUGUUAUAUGCUGAUCUUCAUGAUCGCUCUGGUCGUAUGGAAGCCAAAGGUUGCGCCAAACCUGCUGUUUGGAAGAAUGCCAGGCGUCACUUCUACUGGGCUCUGCGUGCACGUGUAGCCCGAUCCAGCGCUCUGGCAAUCCUUGCGGAGGCGACCCCUGAGGCAACGUACCAAUAUCGCUCACGCUUGCUUGAUUCACUGGCUGGUAUCGAUUCAGAUACCGACUAUCGCCAAGUGGCUGAAGCCCUUGAGAAGUUGGACCUUUCUCAGACAGUCGCUCAACUCAAGGCGGACCAUCUUUUGAGGCAGAUGAUCGAGUUGACGAAGAGCGACCGUAAAGUUAUCUUGGAUGGUCUUGUUCGCCUCGCCGACAACUUCUCGGACGAAGAAAGAUCUACAUUGGCUUCUCUCCUCAAAUCUGGCAGUCGUUCGCCAGCCCCUCCCUCGUAUUCGAAUACCACUGCGUAG
This is a messenger RNA of Psilocybe cubensis, 6708 nucleotides long. RefSeq lists its product as uncharacterized. Lineage: Eukaryota; Fungi; Basidiomycota; Agaricomycetes; Agaricales; Agrocybaceae. The record is from RefSeq and is a predicted model, not a curated record. Gene Ontology annotation, biological process: fatty acid biosynthetic process. Gene Ontology annotation, molecular function: ATP binding; acetyl-CoA carboxylase activity; metal ion binding. Bases 1 to 6708 code for a protein of 2235 amino acids. The transcript is spliced from 13 exons.